AUGUCUCUCUUUCUCUAUUCUUGUCCCUCUUCUUUUUUUCGUGUUUCGUCUCGUCUUUUCCCUUUUCUUUUUCUUCUCUAUGUCUCUCUUUCUCUUUUUCUUGUCCCUCUUUCUUUUUUUUCGUGUUUCGUCUCGUCUUUUCCCUUUUCUUUUUUCUCUAUGACUCUCUUUCUCUUUUUCUUGUCCCUCUUCUUUUUUUUUUCGUCUGUUUCUUUUCCCUUUUCUUUUUCUUUUCUUCUCUUUUUUCGUGUCUCUCUUUUUUUUUUUGUCCCUCUUCUUUUUUUUUCUUGUUUCGUCUCGUCUUUUCCUUUUCUUUUUUCUUGUCCUUUCUCUUUUCUUGUCCCUUUCUUUUUUUCGUGUUUCGUCUCGUCUUUUCCUUUUCUUUUUCUUUCUCUAUGUCUCUCUUUUCUUUUCUUGUCCCUCUUCUUUUUCUUUUCUUGUCCCUCUUUUCUUUUUUUUUCGUGUUUCGUCUCUUCUUUUUCCCUUUUCUUUUUUCUUUUUUCUUCUCCUUUGUUUCUUCUCUUUCUCUUUUUCUUGUCCCUCUUCUUUUUUUUCGUGUUUCGUCUCGUCUUUUCCCUUUUCUUUUUCUUCUCUAUGUCUCUCUUUUUCUUUUCUUGUCCCUCUUCUUUUUUUUUCGUGUUUCGUCUCGUCUUUUUCCCUUUUCUUUUUUCUUCUCUAUGUCUCUCUUUCUCUUUUCUUUCCCUCUUGUGUUUCCUCGUCUUUUCCCUUUUUUCUUUUCUUUCUCUAUGUCUCUCUUCUCGUCUUUCCCUUUUCUCUUUUCCUUUUCUUUUUUCGUGUCUAUCUUUUCUUUUUUUUUUUUUUUUUUCUUUUUCGUUUUUUCUCUUUGUUUUUUUCUUGUCCCUCUUCUUUUUUUCGUGUUUCUCUUCUUUUUUUUUUUUUCGUCUCGUCUUUUUUCUUUUCUUUCCCUCUUCUUUUUCUAUGUCUCUUUUUCUAUUCUCUGUCCCUCUUCUUUUUCGUGUUUCGUCUCGUCUUUUCCUUUUCUUUUCUUCUCUAUGUCUCUCUUUCUCUAUUCUUGUCCCUCUUCUUUUUUUCGUGUUUCGUCUCGUCUUUUCCCUUUUCUUUUUCUUCUCUAUGUCUCUCUUUCUCUUUUCUUGUCCCUCUUCUUUUUUUCGUGUUUUGUCUCGUCUUUUCCCUUUUCUUUUUCUUUCUCUUUUUUCUUGUCCCUCUUCUUUUUUUGUUUUUCGUCUCUCUUUUCUUUUCUUUUUCUUGUCUCUCUUUUCUUUUCCCUUUUUUUUUUCGUGUUUCGUCUCGUCUUUUCCCUUUUUCUUUUUCUUCUCUAUGUCUCUUUUCUCUUUUCUUGUCCCUCUUUUUUUUUCGUGUUUCGUCUCGUCUUUCCCUUUUCUUUUUUCUUCUCUAUGUCUCUCUUUCUCUUUUUGUCUUGUCCUCGUCUUUUCUUUUUUUUUUCUUCGUGUUUCGUCUUGUCCCUCUUCUUUUUUCGUGUUUCUUUUUUUUUCUUUUCUUUUUAAAAUCUAUGUCUCUCUUUUCUCUUUUUCUUGUCCCUCUUCUUUUUUUUCGUGUUUCGUCUCGUCUUUUCCCUUUUCUUUUUCUUCUCUAUGUCUCUCUUUCUCUUUUUCUUGUCCCUCUUCUUUUUUUCGUGUUUCGUCUCGUCUUUUCCCUUUUCUUUUUCUUCUCUAUGUCUCUCUUUCUCUUUUCUUGUCCCUCUUCUUUUUUUCGUGUUUUGUCUCGUCUUUUCCCUUUUCUUUUUCUUCUCUAUGUCUCUCUUUCUCUUUUCUUGUCCCUCUUCUUUUUUUCGUGUUUCGUCUCAAAUUCUUUUCCCUUUCUCUUUUCUUUUCUUGUCCCUCUUCUUUUUUCUCUCUUUCUCUUUUCUUGUCCUCUUUCUUCUUUUUUUUUUUUUUCAUUUCGUCUCGUCUUUUCCCUUUUCUUUUCUUCUUUUUUUUCUCUUUUCUUUUUUCUUGUCCCUCUUCUUUUUUUUGUUUCGUCUCGUCUUUUCCCUUUUUCUUUUUCUUCUCUAUGUCUCUUUUCUCUUUUCUUGUCCCUCUUCUUUUUUUCGUGUUUCGUCUCGUCUUUUCCUUUUUCUUUUUUUCUCUAUGUCUCUUUUCUCUUUUCUUGUCCCUCUUCUUUUUUUUUUCGUUUCGUCUCGUCUUUUCCCUUUUUUUUCUUCUUAUGUCUCUUUUCUCUUUUCUUGUCCUCUUCUUUUUUUUUUCAUUUCGUCUUUUUCUUUUCCUUUUCUUUUCUUGUCUCUCUUUUCUUUUCUUGUCCCUCUUCUUUUUUUUCUUGUUUCCUCUUUUCCUUUUUUUUUUUUCUAUGUCUCUUUUCUUUUUCUUGUCCCUUUGUUUUCUCUUCUUUUUCCUUUUAUUUUCUUCUCUCUGUCUCUCUUUUCUUGUUGUCCCUCUUCUUUUUUUCGUGUUUCGUCUCGUCUUUUCCUUUUCUUUUUUUUCUUCUAUGUCUCUCUUUGUCUUUUUUUGUCCCUCUUUUUUUUUGUUUCUUCUUUUUUUUCGUGUUUUUUUUUGUCCCUCUCUUUUCUCUCUUUUUCUUUUUUUUCUUUCCCUCUUCUUUUUUUUGUCCUUUUCUCUUUUCUUUUCCUUUUUUCUUUUUUUUCCUGUUCUCUUUUUCUUUCUUUCCCUCUUCUUUUUUUCGUGUUUCUCUCGUCUUUUCCUUUUUUUUUUCUUCUCUAUGUCUCUCUUUCUCUUUUCUUGUCCCUCUUCUUUUUUCGUGUUUCGUCUUUUCUUUUCCCUUUUCUUUUUCUUCUUGUCUGUCUUUUCUCUUUCUUGUCCCUCUUCUUUUUUCGUGUUUCGUCUCGUCUUUUCCUUUUCUUUUCUUUUCUCUCUUUAUGUUCUUGUCCCUCUCUUUUUGUCCCCUUCUCUCGUCUUUUUUUUUCGUUUUUCUCUCUCGUCUUUUCCCUUUCUUUUUUUCUUCUAUAGCUUUUCCCUUUCUCUUUUUUUUCUUCCUCUCUUUUUUUUCUCUUUUUCUUUUCUUGUCCCUCUUCUUUUUUUUUCUUGUCUUUUUUUUUUUUUCGUCUUUCAUCGUCUUUUCCCUUUUUCUUUUUUCUUCUCUAUGUCUCUUUUCUUUUCUUGUCCCUCUUUUUCGUGUUUCGUCUCGUCUUUUUUUCUUUUUUUUCUUUUCUCUCUCUUUCUCUUUUCUUGUCCCUCUUCUUUUUUCUUCUUCUUCUCUUUCUUUUUUUUCUUUUUCUUUUCUUGUCCCUUUGUCUUUUCUUUUUCUUUUUCUUUUUGUCUCGUCUUUUCUUUUUUUUUUUUUUUUUUUUUCUCUGUCUUUCUUUUCUUUUCCCUUUUUCUUUAUUCUUUCUCUUUUCUUGUCCCUUUUUUUUUUUUUUGUUUUUCGUCUCGUCUUUUUUCCUUUCUUUUUUCUUUCUCUAUGUCUCUUUUUUUUCUUUUCUUGUCCCUCUUCUUUUUUUCGUGUUUCGUCUCGUUUUCUUUUCCCUUUUCUUUUUCUUCUCUAUGUCUAUCUUUCUUUUCUUGUCCCUCUUUUUUUUUUUCGUUUCGUCUUUUCCUUCUUUUUUUUUUUCUAUGUCUCUCUUCUUUUUUUUUCUUUUUUCUUUUCCUUUUCUUUUUUUUUUUUCCCGUUUUCUUUUUCGUCUCGUCUUUUCUUUUUCCUUUUUUUUCUUUUUCUCUUGUCUCUCUUUUUCUCUUUUUUGUUGUCCCUUUUUUUUUUUUUUUUGUUUUCUUCUCGUCUUUUCCCUUUUUCUUUUCUUCUCUAUGUUUCUCUUUCUUUUUUCUUUUCUUUUCUUUUUCCUUUUUUUUUUCGUGUUUUUCUCGUCUUUUCCCUUUUCUUUUUCUUUCUUAUGUCUCUCUUUCUCUUUUUCUUGUCCCUUUUCUUUUUUCGUGUUUCGUCUCGUCUUUUCCUUUUUCUUUUUCUUCUCUAUGUCUCUCUUUCUCUUUUCUUGUCCCUCUUCUUUUUUUUCGUGUUUCGUCUCGUCUUUUUCCCUUUUCUUUUUCUUCUCUAUGUCUCUUUUUCUUUUCUUUUCUUUUUUUCCCUUUUUCUUUUUUUUUCUUGUUUCGUUUCUCGUCUUUUCCCUUUUUUUUCUUCUCUAUGUCUUUUCCUUUUCUUUUCUUUUUUUCUUUGUCCUCUUCUUUUUUUCGUGUUUCGUCUCUCGUCUUUUCCCUUUUCUUUUUUUUUCUCUAUGUCUCUUUUCUCUUUUCUUGUCCCUCUUCUUUUUUUCGUGUUUCGUCUCGUCUUUUCCCUUUUCUUUUUUUCUCUAUGUCUCUCUUUCUUUUUCUUGUCCCUCUUCUUUUUUUUUUUGUUUCGUCUCGUCUUUUCCCUUUUCUUUUUCUUCUCUAUGUCUCUCUUUCUCUUUUCUUGUCCCUCUUCUUUUUUUUUCUCGUGUUUCGUCUCGUCUUUUCUCUUUCUCUUUUCUUUUUCUUGUCCUCUUCUUUUUCUUUUCGUCUUGUCUUUUCCUUUUCUUUUUUUCGUGUUUCUUUCUCUCUUCCCUUUCUUUUUUCCUUUUUUUCUUCUUUUUUUCUUCUCUUUUGUCUCUUUUUUUUUCUUUUUUUCUUUUUCUUGUCCCUCUUCUUUUUUUUUCGUGUUUCGUCUCGUCUUUUCCCUUUUCUUUUUCUUCUCUAUGUCUCUCUUUCUUUUUUCUUUCCCUCUUCUUUUUUUUCGUGUUUCGUCUCGUCUUUUUCCUUUUUUUUUUUCUUCUCUAUGUCUCUUUUUCUUUUCUUGUCCCUCUUCUUUUUUUUUUCUCGUCUUUUCCCUUUUCUUUUUUUAAUCUAUGUCUCUCUUUCUCUUUUUCUUGUCCUCUUCUUUUUUCGUGUUUCGUCUCGUCUUUUCCCUUUUUUUUUCUUCUCUAUGUCUCUUUUUCUUUUCUUGUCCCUCUUCUUUUUUUCGUGUUUCGUCUCGUCUUUUUCCCUUUUCUUUUUCUUCUCUAUGUCUCUUUUCUCUUUUCUUGUCCCUCUUCUUUUUUUUCGUGUUUUGUCUCUUCUUUUCCUUUUCUUUUUCUUCUCUAUGUCUCUCUUUCUCUUUUUCUUGUCCCUCUUCUUUUUUCGUUUUUUGUCUCUUCUUUUUCCCUUUUUUUUUCUUCUCUCUUUUCCCUUUUCUUUUUUUCUUUUUUUUUGUUUGUCUCUCUUUUUCCCUUUUCUUUUUUUUUGUCCCUCUCUUCUUUUUUUUGUCCCUUCGUUUUUUUCUUUUCCUUUUUUUUUUUUUUUUUCUAUGUCUCUUUUCUCUUUUCUUGUCCCUCUUCUUUUUUUCGUGUUUCGUCUCGUCUUUUCCCUUUUCUUUUUUUCUCUAUGUCUCUCUUUCUCUUUUCUUGUCCCUCUUCUUUUUUUUCGUGUUUCGUCUCGUCUUUUCCUUUUUUUUUUCUUAUGUCUCUUUUCUCUUUUCUUGUCUCUUUUUUCUUUUCUCUCGUCUUUUCCCUUUCUUUUCUUGUCCCUCUUUCUUUUUCUUGUGUUUCGUUUCUCGUCUUUUUUCCCUUUUCUUUUUCUUCUCUAUGUCUCUUUUUUUCUUUUUCUUGUCCCUCUUCUUUUUUCGUGUUUCGUCUCGUCUUUUCCCUUUUCUUUUUUUCUUCUCUAUGUCCCUCUUUUUCUUUCUCUUUUUUUUUCUCUUUUCCUCUUUUCCCUUUUCGUGUUUUUGUCUCUAUGUCUUUUCUUUUCUUUUCUUUUCUUCUCUAUGUCUCUUUCUUUUCUCUUUUCUUUUCCCUUUCUCUUUUUUUCGUGUUUUGUCCCUCUUCUUUUUUCCUUUUUUCCUUUUUUUUUUCUCUAUGUCUCUCUUUCUCUUUUUCUUGUCCCUCUUUUUUUUUUUCGUGUUUCGUCUCGUCUUUUCCCUUUUUCUUUUUCUUCUCUAUGUCUCUCUUUCUCUUUUCUUGUCCCUCUUUUUUUUCGUGUUUCUUUUUUUCUCGUCUUUUCAUUUUUCUUUUUUUCUUCUCUAUGUCUCUCUUUCUUUUUCUUGUCCCUCUUCUUUUUUCGUGUUUCGUCUUUUGUCUCUUUUUCCCUUUUUUUUUCUUUCUCUAUGUCUCUCUUUCUCUUUUCUUGUCCCUCUUCUUUUUUUUUCGUGUUUUUGUCUCGUCUUUUCCCUUUUCUUUUUCUUCUCUAUGUCUCUCUUUCUCUUUUCUUGUCCCUCUUCUUUUUUUCGUGUUUCGUCUCGUCUUUUCCCUUUUCUUUUUCUUCUCUAUGUCUCUCUUUCUCUUUUUCUUGUCCCUCUUCUUUUUUUCGUGUUUCGUCUCGUCUUUUCCCUUUUCUUUUUCUUCUCUAUGUCUCUCUUUCUCUUUUCUUGUCCCUCUUCUUUUUUCGUGUUUCGUCUCGUCUUUCCUUUUCUUUUCUUCUCUAUGUCUCUCUUUCUCUUUUUCUUUUCCCUUGUCGUCUCGUCUUUUUUUCUUGUUUCCUCUUCUUUUUUCUUUUGUCUCGUCUUUUUCCUUUUUCUUUUUUCUCUAUGUCUCUUUUCUUUUUCUUGUCCCUUUCUUUUUUCUGUUUCGUUUUUUUCCCUUUUCUUUUUUUCUCUAUGUUUCUUUCUCUUUUCUUGUCCUCGUCUUCUUUUUCCUUUUCUUUUUCCCGGUCUUUUUCUUUUUCUUGUCCCUCGUUUUUUCUUUUUGUCUCCAUUUUAUUUUCUUCUUGUUUUUUUUCUUUUUUUCUCCUUCUCUUUUGUCUUUCUUUUCUUUUUUCUCUCGUCCAUUUUUUUUCUUUUUUUUUUUUUUUUUUCCCUUUUUCUUUUUUCUUCUCCUCUUUCUUUUUCUUUUCUGUCUUUUUUUUUUUUCUCGUCUCUUUCUUUUCCACUUUUUUUUUUUCUUUUUUUCAUAUUUAUUCAUGGAUAUAA
Molecule: messenger RNA, 6741 nt
Organism: Acanthosepion pharaonis
Lineage: Eukaryota; Metazoa; Mollusca; Cephalopoda; Sepiida; Sepiidae
Source: the annotation of a GenBank genome assembly